Messenger RNA from Electrophorus electricus (electric eel), 2260 nucleotides. RefSeq names its product methyltransferase 15, mitochondrial 12S rRNA N4-cytidine (gene mettl15). Gene Ontology annotation, molecular function: rRNA (cytosine-N4-)-methyltransferase activity. Gene Ontology annotation, biological process: rRNA base methylation. Lineage: Eukaryota; Metazoa; Chordata; Actinopteri; Gymnotiformes; Gymnotidae. The record is from RefSeq and is a predicted model, not a curated record.
UUGCAUGUGGUGUGUAACUUGGUGUGCUGGCUGUAGCCAAGGGAUGAUCCGUCUCCAGGGCUAGCAGCACAAGGCAGAAUAAAAAUCUAUAGUAAAAAUGAGUAGUGCAUAUGUUUUUACUCAGUACAGCAGACCUGAAUUUUCGGUCCCAGUGCAGAGUGUGGCACUAAGCGACCCUUUCUUCGCUGUGUGACCUUUACACGCCAUGUGUACGUGGUAAGAGGCAGUUGGUGGGCUAUUAACUAGUUUAAAUGGAUAUAUUAAGAAGUGAACAGGUAGAAGGAUCGUUAACUGCCUAACCGAUGACCUGCACAUGGAGUGCUGCAGUGUGUAGCUAAAGUGUGUGGCGUCACUUUUGAAGGUUGGAGAACUGAAAUAUUGGGAGUUAGGUUAUAAUUAUGAGGUAGCUAGCUAGAUAGUUUGCUGUUAAAAACACUUAUUUCCUGGUGAAAGUAGUCUUUGGCCAUGUUGAGUUCACUGGCAACACUGUCCUAAUACUGAAGUUAGUUUCUUUGAGUUUAAAAUUGUUAGAUAAAGCUUUUACAGAAGAAGGCAACCCCAAACUGCUUCACUGUUUCUACAUGGCUCUUCCCUGUCGUGGCCUGCUAGUGCCUCUUUUCCGGAGCUCUUGGGGCAGAUGGCGAAGCGUGCCUGCUCAGUACUGGAGGAAUCCCCAGCAGCCUGGGUGCAUGUGUUUUGGUUCUGCCCGGUCCAGCGGAGACCCAGAGUGUGAGCCUCACACCCCAGUUCUGCUGAAUGAGGUUCUGCACUACUUGGAUAUCCAGCCAGGCCAGGUCUUUCUGGACCUGACCUUUGGGGGCGGAGGUCACAGUAAGGCCAUCCUGCGGUCUGUUCCAGGCGUGACUGUGGUCGCCGCGGACCGCGACCCCGUGGCGUUCCGUUUGGCGCAGAAGCUUGCAGAAGAAUACCCGGGCCAGGUGAGGCCUGUGCUAGCGCGGUUCAGUCAGCUGAGAGAGCUGCUCCCCAGCCUCGGCCUGGCCGACAGCGGCCUGGACGCUGCCCUGCUGGACGCCGGAUGCUCCUCCAUGCAGAUGGAUGUUGCGGUGAGAGGCUUCUCCCUCAGCAAGGAUGGACCGCUGGACAUGAGGAUGGAUGGAGACAGGUACCCCGCCAUGCCCGGCGCGGCUGACGCCGUCAACGCCUUGGAUCAGCAGGCGCUCACGUCCGUGCUGGCCACGUACGGGGAGGAGCGGCACGCCAGGAAAAUCGCAGCGGCCAUCGCGCAGGCACGCAGCUUCCACCCCAUCGUCCGGACGCAGCAACUAGCCCGCAUCGUGGCAGGAGCGUUCCCUGCCUGUGCCGAAUACGCCCGGCGAGACCGGCUGCAGAGACCCUCUCACGUGGCUACCAAGACCUUCCAGGCGCUGCGCGUGUUCGUGAACGACGAGCUGAACGAGCUGGUGGCAGGACUGCAGGAGGCGCAGCGCCUCCUGCGGCCGGGCGGCCGUCUGUGCGUGCUCACCUUCCACUCCCUGGAGGACCGCAUCGUCAAGCGCUUCCUCCGCGGCGAGGACCUAGCCGCCCCGCGGCGCGGCGGCGUCCGCCAGCUCAUCCGGGCCGCGGACGAGGAACAGGACGGCGAAGAGGGAGAGGCGGAGAGUGGACGCUGGGCGCACCUGCGGAGGAAGGUUGUGCUCCCCAGCAAGGAGGAGGUGCAGGGGAAUCCACGGGGGAGGUCAGCCAAGCUUAGAGCAGCCAUGAGGCUGUAGCCGAGCUGGAGAGAUCCCCUGCCGUGUCAUUCUCCCAGCGUGUGCUCAGACACUGCGGAGCCUUUUAAGGCCUCUGGCUUCUAGAGCAAAACUCAUCUUGGCUUAAGAACAGUGACGGUAGGACGUUUCAAAGUGCAAGGGGACUCAGGGACACGAGCCUUCCUUCACGCCCAUGUCCCGACUGUAGCUGAACACUCUGCUUCCCUCUGCUGUAGGUUUACUUCUGCUCUGAGCAAACUUUUUAGUCUACCUGUCGAUGAACCUGAGGUGGUAAUGUAAUAACAUUACAAAGUAAUUUAUCUUGGUUUUUUUUGGACAAAAUUAUACAACCUCAGAACUCUAAAAUCAGGGACUGAAUGGAUGGAUAAAGGAAAGGUUGUGUAUGCUGGACAUUCAAAAGUGAAAAGAAAUGCCAAGGUCAUAAUGUAACUCAUAAUGAUGAAAUCUCAAAUCAAUUCCAUUCUUUCAUUAGCUGUACCCUCAAAACUGUAUACCUGGAAACAAAACCCACAUUACACACCCUCCCUAUA